GGAAAAUUAAGAAACAUUUUAGCUAUUAAACAGACCUAAUUUUUUUUUUUUACACAAAAUAAGAAGUUAAUGUACAUAGACGCAAGCACUAGUAACGAAGCUAAUGUUGCUUAGCUUAGCAAAGCCGGCUAACACGUUAGCCCAGCUAGCUAAAUUACUCCGUAUUAAAGUUUAAAACUUGUAAAUAAGUUGAACAGUUAGUAAUUUUAAGGGAUUUUACUUAUUUAAUGCAAAAUAUAUUUCGUUUAGGGUAUUAUUUUGUGCCACCUAUCCACCACUUUAGUUUUCAAAUGAUAUAAUUUUGACACUUGACGUCGCUGAUUUACUCCUGAAUUUUAAUCAGAAAUGAUUCGUAAAGUGACCCGACAACAGUCUUGUAGCGAUGAGGACAGCUGAAAAACAGUGAGAAUUAAACCCAGCACUCAGUAGAUACGUUUAAUUUCGGUGUAAAGUGAGACUACAAAGUUUGGUAGACGCUAUGUCUGGAUCCCCGGGCUCGAGUAGCUCCUCCAACCCGAGGAAGUUCAGCGAGAAAAUCGCCCUGCACAACCAGAAACAGGCGGAGGAGACACUGGCCUUCGAGCAGCUCAUGACAGACCUGACAGUCUCCAGGGUGCAGUUUCAGAAGCUUCAGCAGCUUCGUUUGUCUCAGAACCGUGCCCAGUACUAUGGUGGAUCCCUGCCCAACGUCAACCAGAUUGGCAAUGUCUGCACUGACUUCCAGGCCACAUUCCCCUCUGGUUUUGACUCUGUAAGAGGAACCAGGCACCACGGUCUGGUGGAGAGAGUCCACAGAGACAGAAACCGCAUCAACUCACCACACCGCAGACCUAUCGACAAACAUGGACGGCAAGCAGAGAGUUCUCCUUACGGACCUGUGUACCUGUCGCCUCCACCAGACAACAACUGGAGAAGGGAGCAGCAGCCAUGGACUGAAGACAAACGACCUGGGUUUAGAUUAAUAUCACAGCUCAACAGAACCAACUCAGACUCUGCUCUGCAUACGAGCGCAAUGAAUCCCAAUCCUCAGGAUCCAUUUGGUGGGAACCAGCAAGUGGGCAGAGGGCCGCCCCAGCGCAACGCCAGCAUGAAUGAAGCGGAGGUGGAUGGCAUCACUGGAGAUGUCUUCUCCUUCCCCAGCAUUGCUGACGAGGAGGGUUUGGUUGGUUUGAGUAAGCCAUUGCCCAAGCAGCUGUGGGAAGCCAAAAAGGUGCAGUCCCUUUCGUCGCGGCCCAAGUCUUGUGAAGUGCCUGGAAUUAAUAUAUUCCCGUCUCCAGAGCAAAACAUUGGUCUGUCCCACUAUCAGGGCACGUUAAAUACUGGCGGCUCAUUACCCGACCUCAGUAACCUCCACUUCCCCUCUCCUCUUCCCACUCCGUUGGACCCUGAGGAGGGGGGCUACCCCAACCUAAGCGGAGGGAGCAGCACAGGAAACCUGCCUGCUGCCAUGAUGCAUCUCGGCAUUGGGAAUUCUCAAGAUCUCUCUCUUCAAGGCCUCUCUUCCUCUCUGAGCAACCCUUCAAUCCAAGCGUCACUCAAAAACUCCCAGCUGCCCUCAUCUUUGAGCAAUCCCUCCAUCCACACUUCUCUGCGGCUCUCCUCACUAUCCAGUCCUCCACCAGGGGGCAUGGCCACCUCGCCCAGGAGAAGACCGGCUCCCAUCAGCCCCCUGACACUCUCACCUGGUUCUGAGCAGCGCCGCAGCCUUGGAAAACAACUCUCGCCCACCAUGUCACCAUCCCUCUCUCCCAUCACACAGGGAGUUCCCUUGGACACCAGCAACUUGCCAAUGGAGCCGCCGCCUCCCUACCCUCUCUACCAGCAAUCUCAGCAGGCCUUGCAGCAGCAGUCAUCCCAGUGUCAUCCGUCCGGCAUGGGCUCCCAGCAUGCUGUGGGACAGCGCCAACUACAGCAUCAGCCAGUUUCCCCAUUGCAAAGCAUCCCGCUGGAUUUCAACUCCAGUACUCCAAGCCACAUGGGCGUGUUCUUUAAUGAUCCGUUCAUGGAUCCACAGUUCUCCAGUCGCCAGUCCAAGGUUCAGUCAUACCAGGACCAGUUUAAUAUGCUAGAAAAUGCCAUGAGCUCCAUGGCCGGAGGAUUUGACUCUCCGUCCAGCCUGUAUUACUCCCAGGCCUCCCUUAUGGGCCUGAGCGGUAGUCAUGGUAACCUGCAGGAUCCUCUGCAGCUGAAGGCCAACAUGUUGUACUCGAACUGUGGAGGUGCCGUGCCCAACAUUAUCCUCACAGAUGAGUCCAGUCCAAGCCUUUUAAAGGACAUCAGCAGUGUAUUGUUAGCUGUGCCAGAGGGCUUCGAUACGGAGGGAGUUUUCCCACUGGAGCAUGAGCUUCAAAUCGAACCUCUCAGUCUGGAUGGAUUGAGCAUGCUCAGUGACCCCAACAUGGUUCUGCCGGACCCAUCGGUGGAGGAAAGCUUCCGCAGCGACAGACUCUGAAGAGAUUUUAAGCAUAUGAAUUCUUUCUCAAACACACCUGUAUACUCAUUCACUCUGAAUGGCUUUCACGGAUUACUGCUAUGUGUAACUAAAAAAGCAGCAGCACCCCAUUCUGCAAGAAUCAAAAGCAAGCAGAUUGUUUUUCAGUUUGUAGAAACACUACAGCUUCAGGUAUGAUGACAGUAAGUCCCUUGAUUACUAGUCCCCAGUAAUCAAGCAGCGUCUCUCAGGGGCCAUUCUGCCACUUGAUCAUGAUACACUGAACCUGCUCUGUUCAUUCUGACCCAGCAUAAGCCUGGUCAUGAAACAAUUGGAUUGUCUGACUAAAGCAUAAUCAAGACAGUAACCAUCAUGUUCCUCAGUCGGGGCCAUAUGUGUAAAAGCAUACAUAACAUGUACAAGUCAUCAGACUUGUGGUGAAGUCGUAAUGGAUCUAGGACUGUGCGGAUGAAUACAAUUCAAUACAGUUCCUAUAAUAAACAUUUAUUUUAGUCCUAAAAUAGUAUAUCACCAAAAAUCUGCAGUUUUUACAUGCACACU
Trichomycterus rosablanca is the source of this 2992-nucleotide messenger RNA. It is a transcript of the gene crtc3, whose product is annotated as CREB regulated transcription coactivator 3. Gene Ontology annotation, molecular function: cAMP response element binding protein binding. Gene Ontology annotation, cellular component: cytoplasm; nucleus. Gene Ontology annotation, biological process: protein homotetramerization; positive regulation of transcription by RNA polymerase II. NCBI's taxonomy places the organism in Eukaryota, Metazoa, Chordata, Actinopteri, Siluriformes, Trichomycteridae. The record is from RefSeq and is a predicted model, not a curated record. Bases 479 to 2452 code for a protein of 657 amino acids. The transcript is spliced from 15 exons.